GCUCAUGUCUCACUUCCCACGGAGUGCUGAAGACUGGACGGCUUGGGCGGCCUGGGCCGAGGCCAUUAACACAGCGCAAGAUCCGGCCCUCGCCUGUCAGCUGGCCUUUCGACCGCCAGGCCCGCUCAGAGCAGCUGCCAAUGCUGCUGCUUCUGCUCCACGUGAAGGAGACCUUCGUCGACCAGACCUACCUGGCAGCAUUCUUU
Molecule: messenger RNA, 206 nt
Organism: Symbiodinium sp. CCMP2456
Lineage: Eukaryota; Dinophyceae; Suessiales; Symbiodiniaceae
Source: the annotation of a GenBank genome assembly